Molecule: messenger RNA, 1429 nt
Organism: Sinocyclocheilus anshuiensis
Lineage: Eukaryota; Metazoa; Chordata; Actinopteri; Cypriniformes; Cyprinidae
Product: non-histone chromosomal protein HMG-14A-like
Exons: 6
Coding region: 156-440 (94 amino acids)
Cellular component (GO): nucleus; chromatin
Molecular function (GO): nucleosomal DNA binding
Source: RefSeq, a predicted model, not a curated record
GAUCCAAUCCGGUUUCAGCUAGUUUGUGUUCCGAUAGGACAUUAAUGCUUGCUUCAGUGUUUCCUAGACCCGGUUCUUACACUUUACUUAUCAGCGCGUAAGCUGUUUUAAUUGAUUUCCUUUUUGUUCUGAAAGCAUACAAGAUUUACGCAGCCAUGCCUAAAAGGAGCAAAGCUAACAAUGACACUGAAGCAGCUGGGCCCAAGAGGCGGUCUGAGAGACUUCAAGGUAAACCCCAAACACCAAAGUCUGGGCCCAAGCCAAAAGUGAAGAAGGCACCUGCAAAGGGCAAGGAGGUAGAAAAGGCCAAACCAGAGGAGAAGAAAGAGGACGCAAAGCCAGAGACUGAGUCUGAGGAGAAAACUCCUGCGGAGAACGGAGAGACCAAAGAUGAGGGGGACAAUGAUGAAGCAGGAGGCGAGGAGGAACAGGCCGACUAGAAAGAGGGAGCUGCUAAAUAACAUUUCACCAGAGCUCCCAUACCUCUUUUCUUGUACAAUACAGAGGAAUAUUUUUAUUGACUAUUUUCUAAAAAGCAGUUUUUUUAGUAGUUCAAUAUUAGAAGCUCAUUUUAUAGACAACGUUCAAGAGAAAAACCUUAGAAGAGGGAUUCCAUCUUUUCCCACUCCCAAUUUUUCCUGAAGGAGAUUUGCAGUCAUGAAACAACUUCCUCUUAUUAUUAUUAUUAUUAUUAUUGUUUUGUUUUUUUCUCUUUCGUUUUUACAAAAAGGGAGGGGAGUGUAACGGGUUGAGACAGAUAAUGUGAUCGUGCCAUUUUUAAAGAUUAAAAAAAUUAAAUUUCUUCAGUCUUUCGAUUGAAACUGCGAGAGUUUGCCUGAGACACUAACAUUCCAUAGGCAAUAUGAGGGACACCUGUAUGUAGACUGUAUUGUAUGGGAAGGGGGUUCUGUAAGAAAAUGCUUUGUUUUAUUGUUUCUGGGGGGUUGGGAUUGAUUGUAAGCUGUAUUCUAUGAAUUGAAACCUCUUUAUUCAAACUGUUUAAUGAAUCAACAGCUUUGAUUAACGAUCCUGCUCACUAGUACUGGAACACUCAUCGGCUGUGUGAUUUACAUUGACUUUUGUCUUUGUGUGGUGAUAGCAUUGCAAUGUUGUAUAGCUGCUGUGAAAAGGUUUUCAUAAUUUCUAUAUGCAGUAUGUGAUGGUACUUUAAGAGGAUGAAAAAUGGAAUUGUGCGUGUUAGCAAAGCUAAUAACAGCUGUGUUACAGUGUUAAACAUGCAGGUUAUACGAAAAAUGACUAAUUUCAUUCAUGUGAACAUGUCAGAAGUAGCUAUAUCACUCAAGGUUUUAGGUUAAAAGUAAACAUGUACAGUUUCUUUUUUUUUAAUUUCCUUUUUUUAUUUUUUUAUUUAGCUGUAUCUGUAAUGAUUGGUAUGGCAUACAAAUAAAUUGGUUGUAAUUUCACUUGA